Messenger RNA from Westerdykella ornata, 1707 nucleotides. Its product is annotated as flavin-containing amine oxidasedehydrogenase-like protein. Gene Ontology annotation, molecular function: oxidoreductase activity. Bases 1 to 1707 code for a protein of 568 amino acids. The record is from RefSeq and is a predicted model, not a curated record. The transcript has 5 exons. Lineage: Eukaryota; Fungi; Ascomycota; Dothideomycetes; Pleosporales; Sporormiaceae.
AUGGCCAGCUCCACGAACAAGUCUGGACGGAAGAGAGUGUUAGUUGUCGGUGCGGGUGCGGCGGGCAUGUCAUGUGCUCACCACCUGGCUGAGCAUCCCGACAAAUUCGAUGUUACGCUCAUUGAUUCCCAGAAUUAUUGCGGAGGUCAGGCGUUCUCGAUACCUCUGGAUAAAUCUCGCCAUGGAGCUGGGUGGCUCAAUCAAGGCGUGCAGGGUGGCAGCUAUAUCUUUCACCAUACCAUGACCAUGUUUGCUCGCCAGGGCCACCAUGCAGAUCCAGUGAAUCUUCAGGUUUCCUUUGGGAAAGACGACAUCUUCUGGACCAAUGUCUUCCCUACCCAGCUCCUUGCCAGACAUCAAAACGAGAUAAGACGCUUCAAACGGAUGUUAACCAUAGUGCGUUGGUUCGAGCUUGUCUUCGCCCUCAUCCCCAUCAAGUAUCUCAUGAAAAUGUUCUUCUUCUCCGAGGAAUUCAGCAACACUAUUGUUCUUCCUAUGGUUGCGUUGUUCCUUGGCACUGGCAACUACACGUCCGAGGUACCUGCCAUUAUCCUUGAGAGACUGUGCACAAGUCCGACAUUUGGCAUGUGGUAUCCUCCAGAUGGACUUAGCGUCGCGAGCAAUCUACCGCCAAUGAUCGUCUUCCCGAAAUUCAGCACCUUCUACGAAGACUGGAGAAGGAGCCUUGUUGCAAAAAGGGUUAAUGUAAAGCUCUGCGCCGAGCUUACGAGUGUGGUCAAGCGGGACAAAUCAGGAGUGACUGUGAGAAUGAUCAAGCGCACUCCUCAACCCGACCAUCAUAACCCGGAAAGUGAAUGGGUGCCGCAUGAUAGGGCAAGUCAUGCGGAUGCUAACGCGGAGGAGUUUGAGGAACAUUACGAUGAGCUCGUCCUCUGCGUCCUUGCCGACACUGCCAAACGAAUCCUGGAACCCACCUCGUCCUACCGAGAAAGAAAAGUCCUCGGUUCCGCCAAGUUCGCAAAUGACAUCACUGUGACGCACUGGGACAGCGAGUACAUGAAGAAACAUUACGAAGUCUUCUACAACCCGGAUCAAACCGUAACCACGCUCUCCGGCGUAGACCAGACAACACGCGACCAGAUGGGACAGAAGUCCUUCCGACCCAUGUACCUGAUCAAAAUGUAUCCCCAAGACCGCUCAAAGCUGGAAAUGUGCUUCGACUGCACAAACUACCAAAGCCAAUUCCCGCCGGAAGUCCCAUUCGACAAGCACGUUUUCCAAACAAUUUAUCUGAAUAAGCACCGUGAUGGACAUCUUUGGAGCAUCGACGAAAUUGACGAAAGCAAGAUCAUUCGGAAAGACUGGUGGCAUCAGCUCUGCCAUUCAUGGACUCAUUAUCUGUUCGUCGUUCCUUGGAUGUGGUUGCUCCAGGGCAGAAAGCGGACGCGGUUCGCGGCGGCUUGGACUCUCGUCAACGCACACGAGGUUGCCGUCAUCAGUGGUAUUGCAGCUGCUGUUGAUCUGGGAGCCACGUAUCCCGAGGAUCUGGAGAGGGACAAGUUCGCCUUGUUGAGCUUCAGGCUAUAUUAUCUUCUCACGUACGGGAAGUGGUAUCGUAGGAGGGCUCCAAAGUCGGGUGAAGGGCGGGAUUGGGCCAGUGGAGUGUAUGGAAGUGUCUACAAAGGCUCCGGUGUUGCGAAGCAGGAUCGACAGACGUGGAGGGAGGAGAAUGGUGUUCAGAGUUGA